This is a messenger RNA of Durusdinium trenchii, 6351 nucleotides long. The record is from the annotation of a GenBank genome assembly. NCBI's taxonomy places the organism in Eukaryota, Dinophyceae, Suessiales, Symbiodiniaceae.
AUGGAGCUGUGGCAGAUCGUGGGCGGCGGCGAGGCGGGCGGCAUUUUGGUACGAAAGGGGCGGGAUUUGAAGUCUCCCGCAGAGGAGGAGCGCCUGGCUAAAGGUUCGGAGGUGCAACAGCUGGAGCUUGCAGGGGAUCGGCUGCGGUACCGUCUCCAGUCUGGCAGUGGACCUGCGGAAGGAUGGAUCAGUAUCCGGAUCUCAGGCAAGGAGUUGGCCACGCGAGUCUGGCGUGCAGGCGAAGAGCCUGCUUGGAUUCAGGAGUCUGCCAAGAAGAUGCAAGCCUUCCGCGAUGGAGCACAGGUCCUGCCGUCUCCGGUGCAGCUUCCGAAGCGGCUGGAAGGAGGGUCAGACCCUCGCAGUCGACUUCCACCGUUCAAGCGCUUGAGCCACAAAGAGAUGCAAGAGAUGUCCUUGAAGAAUCUGCCUGGGCACUUCUCGGCCAUGAAGUUUCCCCAUACCGCGGAGCAACUGAGAUCCUUUGGACCGAGCUGGUACACGGAUGCGUUCCACAAGUUUGGCACCCUUCCAGCGGACAACUACGUGACGAAAGUGGUCCAUGUUGAGCAGCUGCCACACUCGGGCUUCGAUGCAGCCGGAGGGGCUGGCCACAAGGCCUUCAUCGACCUGCAGUAUGCCAAGCCAGAUCCCAACCUGCACACCCAGCUCUUUGCCAAGUAUCCAUGGGAUUACUUUGAAUCCGAGACGGGCAAGCAGUACCGGAUGCAGAUCUCGACCUAUGGAGAUAUGGACUCCGCCGAGCUCUUGACCUCCAUUUGCUGUGAGCAUUUGUUUCCCUUUCGGAUCCCCAAGCUCUAUUUUGCGGACAUCAACCGCGAUACGACCAACUACGUCUUGACCGUUGAGCGCAUCAACUUUGGAAAGCGUGGAAAGGUUGUGAAUGGGAAGGUUGAGCCGAUUCAAAGGAAGCCCUUUGAGAUUUUGCCUGUUUGUGGGAAGUAUCAGGACUACCUGCUGGAAGACGCUCCCAGCGUCUACUAUGCGCUCUUCCGGGAGAUGGCUCACCUGGCUGCCUGGGACCACCAGGGACGCUAUGACUCCUUCUUCGGGGCAAUGACCAAGUACACGGAGAAGGAGUUCUUGGAGAGCCAGGUGAAAUCGAGGAAGGCUCAGAAGCAGAAGCGCUUUGAAGUUUUGACCAAUGGCUGCGCCACGAUGUUGGAGAAAGGCAUCGACUUCGCCACGAAUGUGGCUCCUCAAAUUUUCACCAAGGCCGGGAAGAACAAAGAGAAGCUCGAAAAAAUGCGAGAGGAAAUCACUGCCAUCGCCCCGCAUUUUGAUGAUAUUCGACUCUUUUUGGCGAGCUCUAGUGACUUUGUUGGUGCAAUGCACAUGAAUCUGCAAGCUGACAAUGCGUAUUUGUGGCACGACGAGCAUGGCGAUUUGGACGUGGGCAUCUUCGAUUGGUGUGGCUUUGGUCGAUCGCCCUUCGUGAUGAAUUUCAUGGGAUGCCUCAGUGGGGCAGAUGCAGAUCUGCUGGAUGCUCAUGAGGAAGGCUUGAUGAAGAUGUUUUGCGAUGAGUACGCGAGAUACGGAGGCCCCCGGAUCCAAGUGGAAGACUUGCUGUUGCGCUACCAUCUCCAGUGGCCAUCCUUUGCGAUGGAUGCUUGUCAGUGGGUGGAGCGUGAUAUCUAUCGAGAAUGCCCCAAGGAGGAGUGGCCCUCGAUCAAGACAAUGUUGGAUGAUCAGUUUGUGAACCGCUGGAAUGUUCGAUGCCGCGGGACAACCCUGGUGAAUGCCUUGGAAUUCUACCACAGGAUGUCAGUUGAGAAUUUGGUGAGCCUCCCAGAGCCUAUUUUUCAGCGAACCUUGAUCUUGCUGGAGAUCAAGAGUACCAUCUUGACGGAGAACAUCUCGACAGUGGCAUUGCUACCCUUGGAACGAAUGCUGGAUGUGGUUCGUCAUCAAUGCGCUCAGAUCUUCAAGUACACGAAUGCCCUUCAGGAAGAGGCUUCGAGCGAUGAAGAUGAGGAAGAGGAGGAUGAGGAUGAAGAUGAACCUGAGGAGAAAGAAGAAGAGACUGACAAUGAGUUCGCGCUGUUGGAAAAGGCUGUCGCGAAGCUUGGAGCCAUCGCCGCACUUUCAGCCCAGGAUCCUGCGCAAAAGAUGUGGACUGAGAAUGACAUCAUGGUGCAAAACUGGACGCAGUCCGGCGAACGUCAACCCCUCGGAGCUGCGGCCCUCCCUCCAGAGGGGAACGUUUCUGAACGCGGCUCUGUCGCCAGAUAUCACCGGCAAAGCAGCAUGAUGGAGUUGGGACGAAGGAUGUCCAUGCUUUUGGAGGACAGCAAUGCAAUUGAGACGGUGAAUCAAGAUGUGAGCCAAGAGAUCAUGGACCAAGCAAGGACUCCAGAUUUGGAUGCAUUCAGCUUGAAUGGAGCUCAGCUCAAGGCACUGAGUGUGCGGAUUCUGCGUGAGCACGAGAGUACCAAGGAGUUCGUCCGCCGCUUCGUGAAGCCGGUGGUCCUGGUGCAAUUUGUGAACGUCAUGGAAGCGACGUAUGUGGCUUCCAACCCCUUUCACAACUUUGUGCAUGCCGUGGACGUGCUGUGCUGGCUCUGGAUGCAAAUGGUGCAGACCAAAGCCAAGCGCUUCUUAGUGGAUUCUGAGCAGUUCGCCUUACUGGUGGCAGCCAUAGGACAUGAUCUCGGCCACUUGGGGGUCAACAACAACUUCUUGGUGGCGACGGCUCACGAGUUGGCGGUGAUUUACAAUGACCGGUCUCCCUUGGAGAAUAUGCAUUGUUGGAAGCUCUUCCAGAUCUUAGGGACCUCCGACACGAAUCUCUUGGGUUCGGUGGACAAGGAGACCUACAAACACAUUCGGAAGAAUAUCAUCGAGGCCAUCCUGCAUACCGAUAUCACCAAGCACAAUGAGAUGGUGAAGGACUUGUCCUUGUUCUACCAGAUGAACAAAGAGACCCUCAACAUCGAAGAAUUGUCAGCUGAGGCAGAGGAUGUUUUGAAAAACAACCGACCCCUGAUGAUGAACAGCUUCCUCCACUCAGCAGAUGUCAACAAUCCUUCCAGACCGUGGGAGGUGGCUGAAAAGCUCGCGCAUCUGUGUAUGGACGAGUUCUUCAGCCAGGGAGAUAAGGAAAAGGAGCUGGGAAUCCCGGUCGGCAUGCUGAACGAUCGAGAGAUGGUCAACAGGGCACACUCUCAGAUCGGCUUCAUCGAGUUCAUGAUCGCGCCCUGGGUCGAGGCCUUGGUUCCCAUGUUUCCGGACUUGGAGUUCAUGUCUGACUACACGGCUGAGAACAUCCAGAAAUGGGCGGCAAUUUGGGAACGUGAGGUGAAGCCGCCCAAGGAGCAGGUUGAGAAGGUGCAGCUUCGUGUCCAGAAGGUGGUGGCCAAUCUCAUUCCGCAGAAGAGUGCGCAGCAAGAUGUGAUGAGCCAGGCGCUGAAUGGGCGCUUGCGCUGCAGGAUCGACUGCCUGGAUCCGGGCAUUUUGACCGAGUCCAGCUGUACACAAGGAAAAGAGCCGUCACCCAAGUGGAGUUGCCCUGUGACACCAGUCGCGGGAUUUGAGAUCACCUUGUCCUGCGAUGCCUCCCUUGAUGCGCUCCCGGGCAUCGCUGAUCAUCAACUGAUCGAUGCCUAUGAGGAAUUGGUGGCGAGCGUGACGAAGUUCAUACCUCCAGGGCUGGAGGAUUUGCCCCAACGUUUAAUCCUGUUCAGCGCCUGGUACAUCGCAUCACGAACGCUGUGGAGUGCACUGCGAGGAGAAAAAUGUGCAUGUUACGAGUCGGUGGACAAUCUUUCAGAGGUUCCUCCCAUGAUGCGCUUGCGGAUUUGCGAGAUGGACAUGGCGGCCAUUCACACUGUCAGUCCUUUCCUCUUUGGUCAAGACUCUCCCACCGAUGAGCUCGGCCUCUCCCCGCCGGAGAUCUGGUCGCUCGUGGCCAAACGGGCGAUGUAUUUGGCCGAAAUCACCCAGAGUCAUCCAUUCCAAGGAGAUUCCGAGCUUGAGGCUUCAAUGAUUUCCAUGGCACGCCUGGCGAACGCUGAGUUGGGGACAUCGUGGAUGACAGGACGCCCGCCUCGGAUUGUGCUGCCUCAUUGCAGCGGAGACGAUUAUGCGAAUGCUUUCUGGUGGGAAGGUGUGGCUUCUGCCAGCAGCGAGGGGUGGCUUGAGGAGGUUCUGGGACGAUUGAAGGAAGCGACUCGUGUGGCCGCUGCGCUUCGGCCAGCGCCUUACUACAUGCUCACCGAAGAGACGUGCGACGUCUCUGCAGACAUCCCCUUGUUGCACGACCCAAGCCGCUGUUUGCAAGACAUCGGGGGCUGGGACGUGAUCACCAUGAUCAGCGAUCUGGAGAAUGUCACAUCCAUUGGCUCAGAGCAGGGGCGCAUUGUCGAAAGCCCCGGCAAUGACACCUUUCGUUUGGAGUUUGAUUCAGGCGGCAAGGUCACCAGCAAGAAGUAUGGUAAAGUCAUUUUGAGCCCAAAGCAGGGUGGUGGCAUCACGGUGACACCGAAGAACGCCGACUUGGUGGUGGUCUCCCCGCAGGCGGGGAAUUGCUUCGAUAUGGCUGACAUGAUCCCUCCCGUGCGAGGCAAUGCCUACGUGCUGGUGGUACCGAUCAACCCACUGUAUGCACCGCCUACGAGGAUCAUACCAAACUAUGAAAGAAUCCGUUUCGAGCUCCAUUUCGUGGCGGAAGACAUGACGGACACUCACAAGUUGCAACGCUUGCUAUUCCUGGCACACUGCUCUUUGCAGAGUGCUGUGGACUUGCUCUCGCCACGCUACACUCUGCUCUUCGUGCACGGUGCUCGUGCCAUUUUCGUUGAGAGAUCUUUAGCUCACCAUUUCUGCUCCCUAGAUGAGAGCGGCGAUGCAUGCGCCUCAGUGGAGGAGAUCUGGCACCGCGGCGCUGGGUGUGUGUCCAGUACUCUUCACCUCAUGAAGUCUGGCCUGGACAUCUUAGAGGAGGCCAAGGUCUUGGUAGACGCUGAGUGGCCCUGCAAGGACUACUUGUCCUUGGACCUGCCACAGAUGCCCUUGGAGCAACUGGUGAAGAAGUUGCCUGCCUCCAAGAGGCAUCUCUACGAUGAUCCGAUGUGCCGGACGCAGGGAAGCCUCUCUCGGCACGAGGUCACGGAUCCUGCUUCGUGGCCCCACCUGCCGGGACGUCAGCAUGCGAUCGCGGAUCGCGGGCAUUGUUUGAUCGAAGAGGGCCUUUGUGAGUGCUAUCCACCCUGGCGUGGCGAGCUUUGUGAGCAGUUGGAGCCAGGUGUCGAUACCGAUCGCGCGGAAGGGGUCACUGUUGGCGGCACGGUGAUUGUGACCAUGGCUUCGCGCGCGCGGCUCCAUGAGCUGCACUUCGGGCUCUCGAAUUGGUGGGAGAAGUUCAAUCAUCGCUUUGAUCACCCGGUUCUGGUCUUUCACCAGGGCCUGUCACCUCGUGAGGUGGCGGAGAUCAGGCAGUCGUCUCGGAACCGUGUGUGGUUUGCCAAUGUGGACCGCUUCUUUCGGAAGCCAGAAGCUUUGCCAACGGGACCUGGACGUUUGAUGGAAGCGACCGUCCCCGAGGGCUAUCGGCUCAUGUGUCGUUUCAAGGCCACCUUUGUCCUGGAUCAGCCAGCUUUGCAGGGCUUUGACUGGAUGCUGUGGUUGGAUUCGGAUUCCUAUUUCACUGGUGAUGUGGAAGAGGAUUUUGCUGCCAGAAUGAUUGAGCAGCAGGCGAUCUUCGGUUAUACGCACGUGGGACGAGAGGACGCUCCGGUGAUCAAGAACCUCUUUGACGUCGCCCUACUCUUUGAAGCCGCCGAACUGGGAGGCAGCAAAGAUCGUCCACCGGCCGCCAUGUCCUUGGACGAAGGUGGUGUUUUGAAUCAGGACCGUGCCUUCGAGGAGGGUUUCAGCGAGACGGCGCAGAACACCUACUUCGAGCGGAUCUUGUCGGUGAACUCUCCGCUGGAACGUGGCCACGUGUUGCCUUUCAGCUCGCCGGCCUGGAAGGGACAUGUCCCCUUGACCGACAUGAUGAUCCUGCACAUCUCCAGCUUUCGCACUGAUGCCUUGCGCAGAUUCACUGAUUGGAUCGAUGAGUGGGGCGGCUGGUGGCUCUACCGCUGGGGGGAUGCCGCCAUCCGAGCGGUACAGGUCUGGCUGAUGCUCGAGGCGAGGGAAUGCUAUGAGUUUUCGGACCUGGCUUAUGCGCAUCAGCACUUCUGCCGCUGUGCCCGCGAGAUCGACGCGCCCUGUACCUUCUUGGGCAGAGGAGCCAAGAUCUUUCGAUGGAGUUGCGAGAAAAAGCCGGAAGCCAGGAGUGUAUGGAGACUCUAUGGGAUCUAUGACCUAUGGAUGCCUAUGGGCAUAUAG